Messenger RNA from Osmerus eperlanus (European smelt), 1988 nucleotides. Its product is annotated as interleukin-2 receptor subunit beta. Gene Ontology annotation, molecular function: cytokine receptor activity; protein binding. Gene Ontology annotation, biological process: cytokine-mediated signaling pathway. The record is from RefSeq and is a predicted model, not a curated record. The transcript is spliced from 11 exons. Bases 309 to 1988 code for a protein of 559 amino acids. Gene Ontology annotation, cellular component: external side of plasma membrane; membrane. Lineage: Eukaryota; Metazoa; Chordata; Actinopteri; Osmeriformes; Osmeridae.
GAUUUUUCACUUCUUUUCACUGUAACUGAGAAUGUCGGUUAAAUUAAGACAACCACAACUGACUUUUGUCAUGACGGCAAAACCAAUGAAGGCAUUGAAUCGUGUUAAGAGGAGCACAGUAACACAUCUUGGGUCCUGGUUGUCGUUCCCCGGAGAUAAACUUUAGUUGGAAACUUGUAGGCUACUGAAGUCAGCUUGACUGGACCACAGUUCAUCCUGGGGAAACCGAUGAUCCUGACCAUCCAGGAAGUGGUACAACAGGAAGUUCCUGCUCAACCAAUCAGAGUUGCCGUCGCCAAGCCGGGCAGAUGGCAGUGAGGGGCAAUCUACACCUGCUUGUGGUUGUCUUCCUGAUGCAGAUACAGACAGGCCACAGCCAAAUGCAGGACUCCCUUAAGUGCCUCAACGACCUCAUCAACAACAUAACGUGUGUGUGGAACAUCUCCAGACACGAAACGGGGACAGACGCGCGAUACACACUCUUCGGGGAGAGAAUUACAAACUACAGCAAGUUAAGAUACCGCUUUGUACCCUGUGAGCUGCGGCCCAUGAGAUCUGACCCCGCUCUGAGGGCAUGCUCCCUGCUCCUUCCACCCAACAAGACGUUUCGGAAUGCAGAGAAAUACACCAUUGGAGUCCGCUUAAAUGGAAGUUCACAAGACUUUGUCGUGAAUAUGACAUACAAACUUAAUCCCAACAUAAAGAUGCUCCCUCCUACCAGGCCAGGGGUGGAGAACCUCAGUAUCAGCUGGACCAUUUACAUGGGAAAGAUCUCUGAAUAUAACUGCCAGGUGCAGUACAAGAACCAUGAGGAUCCUUGGGAGUCCGCUAUCAACGUGCACCUGCCUAACACACAGCGUUCCCUGGACCUGGACGUGGACAGGCUGGUGAUGGGGCAGAGGUACCAGGCUCGGGUCCGGGUCCGGGUCCCUGAGAAAAAGUCUCCUUACGGAGCCUGGAGCGACUGGAGCCCCACUGCAUCCUGGGAGUCCAAGGUGGGCGAGAUGCCAACGCCGUCCCCCCCGCCUCCAGGGUUCCAGCUGGUUUGGUUCUCCGAAGCUUCUGGGGUUCUAGUGGGAGUAGUUGUCGUGAUCAUUCUGGGUCUCACUUGGCUCUGCAGCACACACAAACCUACCCGGCUUUACAUAGUGAAGAAACUGCUGGGCCCUCCUCUUCCCAACCCCUCCAAGUUCUUCCCUGACUUAAACUCCGCCCAAGGAGAAGACUUCAAGACAUGGCUGAGCCCCAAGUUCGCCCGCGAGUCCUACCUGGAUGCCUUCCUGCUUCCUGUCCACAUCUCUCCGCUGGAGGUCACCCACACCGUGGACACCGUCUCCCCCCGCAGGCCCCAGGCCGGUACUGCAUCCCCGGAAGACAAGAAGAAGAAAAUGGCCCGUGACCUUGGCUCCUGCUCCACCUUCUCCAACCAUAGCUACUCCCUCAACCUGCACCUCGCCCUCCCAGCCAACGGGGGCGCACUGGAGCCCUGCACCGCCGAUUCCCCUUACGGACCGCUGGUAGGACACAGAGAGGAAGAGAGAGGGGGGGAUGCUGAGGAGGAGAGCGAUGAGGAGGAGGGGGAGGAGGGGGACGGGGUGGAGGAGAGGGAACCAAACAGGGGUUUAGGUAAGGUGGAGGAUACAGAGAGCUCAGUAGAGGGAGGGGGGGAUUCAGGCGUCGGCAGCUGGGGAGAGGAUCAGGAAAGUAGGGAGAGCAUGGGGGAUCCAGACGGGCCUGCGUUCGCCGACGCAGGCCGCGGCGGCCAUUUUGGAUCCAACGUUUUCCAGUUUCCGUCGUGCUCCAGCCCUUUACCCACGCCCCUGCCCUGUUUCACCCAGAUCCCCCUCACCCUGCCUGGGCUUGGGAUGGAGCCUGUUCCCUUCACUGUGGGUCCUAUGGACUUGCCAGGCAAGAUACUGGAGGACUUAGCGCUCAUGCCUUCAUCUGGGACCAUAGCGCCCUCUAGUGGUGGCUAUAUGGCAGUGUAA